UUUCAGAUAUCAUUGGGAUGAUGUUAACCUCAUGAUGGUUAAUACUCUUUUCUACAUCAUUUCAUCAGUUAACUUGACCGUAUACAAGGACUAAGUGUAUUUGUAUAUCUUUGCAAUAUUGCGUGACCGCUUCCAGAAUGAAUGACCACGCCCGACCCCGCCGCUCCAAAUGGGACACGCCCUCAACCAUGGUUCCUGCUCCUGCCCUUGCCCCCGCCCCUGCCCUUGUCCCCGCUGCUCCUAUGAUUCCCUCUCAGUACCCUGCUACAGCAGCACAGUUGUUGGAUGGGCAGGUCAGCAGUCUUGAGGCCGCAUCAGCAGCAGCGGCUAGAAUCAAUGCUAUGCUGAUAUCCAAGGGCAAGCUGAAGCUCCCUCCAGGCAUCUUACCAGCAGAGCCAGAUAACAAACAGAAACAAGUCAAGCUGCCGGUGAAGGAAGAGAAGGGCAAGAGUGAACCGCUGGUUGCGGAAGUUGAAAUCAAUGAAGUACCCAUUCAAUGUCGUAACAUGCUCACUAAAGGAUCUACACAAGAGGAGAUCAGUAGAUUAACAGGUGCGGCUGUAUCAACAAGAGGGAGGUACAUGUCAUAUGCAGAUAGAGCAACAAAUAAUAUGGGAGAGAGGCCAUUAUAUCUAUGUGUACAAGGACCAACAAGGGAGAGUGUGGACAGAGCGGUGGAGCAUAUCAAGGCAUUAAUAGGGGGUGGCAUACAGAACAAGGGUGUGGCUACAACAGGUAACAGGACCCGGACCAGGUUUAGUGCAGCCACCACUGGCCCAGCAACGGCAGUAAACACCAGGCCCCCAGGAGCACCCAUCUUCAGUCGACCCCCUGCCCCAGGACUAGGGGCACAGAUGAGGGCACCGGGUGUAGGAGGGGAUGUCAGGGGGCCUGCAGGAGGGGUGCGUGGUCCAGGGCCUAACCCCAUGAUCCCACCUCCAGCAAUCCAACUGGCAAUCCAAGCUGCACAGUCUUCAGGGCAUUACUUACAAGAUAAAGUAUUUAUUGGCUUGGAACAUGCAGACCCAUCUUUUAACAUGAAAGAAAAGAUCCAAGGUCCCGGAGGUUCCUUCCUGCAGCACAUCCGAGCGGAGACCGGUGCCAACAUCUACCUGAGAGGGCGUGGCUCUGGUUUCAUGGAGCCCACGUCAGGGCGCGAAGCCUUCGAGAAUCUCUAUAUGUACGUCACUCACCCUAAAGCAGAUGGUCUCCAGGCAGCCAAGAAACUCUGUGAAAACCUUGUCACAACUAUUCAAGCCGAGUAUGUGGCACAUCAAAGUCUACUCUUCCAAAGAUCAGCACCUGCCUUAGCUGCUGCCCACAUGAUAGCACCACCAGCUCGUCCAGGCCAGCCGGUGGGGCAGGCCAUCCCUCAGCCUCCCUCUCAGCAGCUGCAACAGCCUGGAGCAUUGGGAUUGUAUUCACAAGCUCAACCGACGGUCCCUGCUGUUAGUACGGCUUUUAGUCAAACACUGGCUGCUCAACAACAUGCCCAAGCAAUCCUUGGUGCCCAGAGGCCGGUGGUCAGUACAGCAGUUAGUGGUCAGCCUGGAAUUGUCUAUCCUCAUCUCAUUGCUCAACCUCAGCCUGGACUUCCAGGACAACCAGGAUUAGCACUGCAAGCUAGGGCCCCUCAGCCUGUUCCUGCCCCGGCUCCUGUUCCCCCUCCUCAACGUCUUCCCCCUCCCAUUCCCCAAGUGGUUGUACCAGCAGCCUCCCAGGCCCAGAUUUAUGCAGCACAGGUUGCUGUGUCUCAGAGUCAUCAAAGCCUUGCCCAAGCUCAGGCCCAAGCUGCAGUUCAAGCAGCACAGGCCCAGGCUCAAGCCCAGGUCCAUUCCCAGGCCCAGCUUGCUCAAGCUCAAGCCCAGCUUCAGUUACCAGUCAGUGUUGGGAUAGCAGUGGGUCAGCAGGUACUACAGCAACCUUUAGGACCACCUCCCCAACAACAGCAACAACUCCAGCAACAGCCACAGCAAUCUGCAAAGAGGAGAUUCAGAGAAGAUCUGGUUCCUGAGAGACCGGAGCACCAUCCACCCCCAAUGACUAAUCUAGGUGUCUCACCCCCUGGUCACAGUCCAUUGGGUAUCGCUGGAGCCAUGGCUGGAGUACAGGGAUCGUUACUCGGGUUACCAGGGCAACCACCAGAAGAUAGAAGGUUGAUGCCUCCACCACCUAACCCCCAUGCCAUGCGAGAUGCAGCAAGGAAACGAUUACUGCCCCCACAGGGCUUAGAUAUUCAUGGAGGUAGGAUACCUUCACCAGAGGAAUCACGGAUAAAGCGGGGACGGCUCGUCUCCUACGACACCAGCGGAGACUCCGAUGAAGAUGAAGAUGCUGCCGGACGUGCCAGGACUCGCUUUGAUGCUGGGCCUCGCUUUCAGCCGUCACCAGCAGGAGGUUACAUGGCGCCUCCUCCCCGGGGACUUCCUCCACCGUCAUCGCACUCCACAUCGACUUCGACAUCAUCCUCAUUCUACAAAGUGGAACGAAGGGAACCAGGUCCAGGGGGUUCUCCGUUUUGGAUGGCAAGGAAUUGAUCAAACUUGAUGGGAUGAAAGAGAACUAUAAUGCAUUGUAUCUAUUUCAAGGUUAUGAACAUUUUAGAGAGGCUUGUGUUCUUUAUGUGAUAAUCCGAAAAGUGACACGUGCUUUUCUUCCAUCUCGUCUUUUAUUUCAUAAGUAGGUGAAUUGCAUGAAAAUAGCAAAUCCUGGAAAUAGUAUGGUCUUCUCUGCAUUGUUCGUACCACAGACGUCAGAAGGUAUUGCAAGGAAAAAUGCUGCUUUGUCAAAUAGCAAUCCUACAUUCAACAUUCUUUGCCAUUGAAAUAUGGACUUAUAUAUGGCUGAUGAUAAGUGAAGGUAUUGGUUUAUGUGAUAAUUGAAAGGCCUUUCCUUUCCUGUGUUGUAUACUGAUAGUUCACACUUACGUAUCAUGUUUUAUGUCUUGAGUGAAUUGCAUUUUGAUUUAUUUUUCAUGCAGAAACUGUUUUGCUUGACUACUUACAUGUAAUCAUGCUUGUUGAUGAUUGCGUCAAGAAUCAUUAGAGGAGAAUAAGUUUUUGAAGAUGUUAGCUUCUUUUACUCGCACUAAAAAGAAAGAAACAUGACAAUAAUUUUGUAUCAGAACUGUAAUUGAUAUUUAUUGAUUUUCAUUUUAAUUCAAUAACACAAAUUUUAAUGAUUCAAGCAUUAUUUAUCUUCCGAAUUUUCUUGAAAUGAAUAAUUACGGAUAUUGUUUCAUUGACUUUAAUAUAACACCUAGGAGAUGAAUUAUGGUGUCACUUGCUUUCCAUAGUUUUGGUCGAUUUGAACCAGUUCCACUCUUUAUAAUACAUGUAUACUGCAGGGCAUCAGAUUGUUGAGGUUGAAAUAAUAUUUUCAACUCUGAUAAAAAGCAAGCAAUACAUGCAUGUAGAAUUCGUUAAGGUAUAAUUUGUUAAAUCUUUAAUUAAGAUAUAUGUUUUCUUUAUAUUUAUUUCAGGGAUCAGGAAUUGUGUGGCUUGGUUUACCAUAAUCAUUGUCUUCAUUAAUCAAAAUUUGAUUAUCCAGUUCUUUUUUUUUCUUUUUUUAGGGCAGUUUUAUGAAAGACUAAUACUCAUGAAUCAAGGAUGUAAUCACUUUCAUUUUUAAAUGGUUGUUUUUUACCUGACUACUGAAAAAAUGUAUUCUCAUUUGAAGAGAAGUAUUAUUCAAAUCAUUCUGUGGAAAACCAACCGCACCAUAAUCCCCUAUCUAGAGCAGUAUGUCCAAGAAAUAGUGCUUUCAUAGAUGAUGUAUGCCCAUGAAUGAACAAUUUGCCAAUAAUUGUAGUUUUUAUUUCACUGUAAGCUUAUGAUGUAUGAUGUCACUGGCUUUCCAUAGUCAAGAUUGAUUUGCUUUAAUGGCUUUGAUUCCUUGCAAAUUAUUGUUCACCUGUAGGGAUUUUAAAAAAAAACUGAGUUAUAUGUCUUGAAUAUGAAACAUAAUUAUUUGAAGGCCCAAUGCUCUACAAACCUGCCACAGCAAUAUCUCCUAUCAUAUCUCAUGACCUAAUCAAUUGAUGUGUAUAUUCUAAAAUGAGCCACAAAUUGGAAAACUAUGAAAAUCGCUAAUCAGAUCAUUAAGUCUUUAUUCUAAACUACAGUUUCCCCAAGUUGGUAUAAGACCUAGCUGGUUGGAGUAAACAGCGGUAUACCGUGAAUUAAAUUACUUUCCAUUCGCAAUGUCAGAGAAUCUGCAAAUCAGUUCAAUUUGUUCUUUGGCUACAUCAUGUGUGAGAGAAUUAAUUUUUAUUUGUCUUUAUGUUUGGGGUCAGUAUUACAUGAGUAUGUCUUUGUGCCAAGUAUGUACAUGUAUGUCAUCAUUGAUUGUACAGUGUAUGUACAUGCCAUUGUGAGUGUGAUUUGAAUUUCUAUUAUCCAUUGGUGGUUAUGAUUAGAAAUAUGACAAGCUGCUUUGUAAAGAAAAAUGACAAAAAUUAAACAUCACUUUGUGCAAAAGC
Lytechinus pictus (painted urchin) is the source of this 4480-nucleotide messenger RNA. Its product is annotated as KH homology domain-containing protein 4-like. Bases 138 to 2537 code for a protein of 799 amino acids. The record is from RefSeq and is a predicted model, not a curated record. Gene Ontology annotation, cellular component: nucleus. Gene Ontology annotation, molecular function: RNA binding. NCBI's taxonomy places the organism in Eukaryota, Metazoa, Echinodermata, Echinoidea, Temnopleuroida, Toxopneustidae. The transcript is spliced from 16 exons.